UCAUUCCCCCUCUCCUCUCCUGUCUGCGCUGUCUUUUCCUUGGGGUUGAGGCAGGCAGGGAGAAGUGCUGCUCUGGAGAGUGACGGUGCUCGGGAGACAACACGUUCAGCCGCUGUUGUAAAACGCAAGAGGUGGACUAAAUGUCAGGCGCCACCGCUCGCCUGUUCUUCCUCUUUCCCCUCUCACUCUAUCGCUCUCCUGCUCUGCUCUGGCUGUCUCUAUCUGCAGCUCGCUGGCUGGCUACUCUCUCUCUCUCUCGUUGACUAGGGCUUGGCUGGCUGAGCAGCGGAGUGAAUUAACGCAGUGGACUACCUGCUGCCUGGGGAUUGUGUGCGCUGUGAAUACUCCGUCAAUACGCAAAGCUCCAAGUUGUUGUUUUGGCUGCCAGUGAAUGGGCCUGUCCCUCGGAGGAGCAACUCGAAGGAGAUCAUCCGCAGCCAAGCCCAGGACAAGCAACCGGGAGUAGCCUMUGGAGCAGGAACAGACAGAAGGAGUGGAUUCUUGAGAAAAAGGAGAAAAAAAGAGGGAGACUGAGCCAGAGAGAGAGUGAAAUGAGCAACUGAGCAGCUUCUACUCUCAAUGAAGAAGGGGUGAAUAAGCGACUGCUUUUUUGAAAAGGAGAAAACCAACUUGACACUCUCGGACAGAGGGCGAUAACAAGACCCCCCUUGCGAUUUGUUUUUGGAUGAAUAUGCCAUCAGGGGUGGACAACACGAGGAAAGAAAGAGAAAAAGUAUUCAGGGCUUGUUGUUAAUUUCUCAUCUGGCACAGACUUUUCCCCUCUUUCUUUCCUUCUCUCUCCAUUUCUUUUGUGGGUUUUCUUUAGUCUGUGGGUCGGCUGAGGUUUGUCGCUUCUCUGUAUAGCCGGACUCAGGCGGAACAGAGCUGAGGAGAAGACAACUCAUGUUGAGGUACAGAGCUGGGGGCGUAAAUUGUUCCCCUCUCCAACUUUCCGCCCUCUCUACUUCUUCUGACCUGUUUUCUCCAGACUCCAAGGGUGGCCCCCACAUGCGAGUGGCGAGGGGGAAGGGGGCCACAGUGUUUUGAACCGAGGAAGUGGGUGGUGAAAAAAAGAACCCCCUUCACGCUCCUAAGAGCAUAUGGUUAAUCGAGUGGUGGCCAGCUGCUUACUAGCCCCCCUGCUAAAUACGCUAACGCUAGAUACAAGUGCGCAGCGACGGGGGAAGCUUCGUGCUCCGUGCUCGGAGAAGACAGUCGCAUUGCCGUGUUGCUGUUGCCUUUAUUUCGGUCCUGACUAGAGCUAUAAGGAACAAUAAGCCGGCGGGCAGCCAAGUGAAAACAAAGAGCCGGUUGUUGUUGUUUUCCUUGGAGCGUUUUGUAAGGAAAAGAAAAGGAGGCUAAUGAAUGUCUUCAGAGCGCCAGAGCUGCCGGAGCUCUAGCCCCAAGCUCCCAGUUUAUCAGCCACAGGAGGCUGAAGAAAGAUGCUCCCCCGCCAAAUCACCAGCAGCUACUCUUGACGAAUGCUGUGGUAGUGUGGCGGAACCUGGCUUGUUUUGUGAGGGAUCCUGGGGCAAUAAGGAGACCAGUGUGUUUUGCAACAGUGGACCAGUGCUGCAAAGAGAUCAAGGAGGCUUCUUACUGUAAUUACUGUUGAGUUACUGUGGAACUUUGGCACCUUUUGAACUAGCACGUGCACACACACACACACACACACACACACACACAAACAGAGACACACACACACAUUUACACUUUCAUACUGUACAUAUAUUCACUCCACAUACGUACACACCAAUCUGUUGUCAUCUCCUUUCCAGUACUUGGAUUAAAAUGGAGGUAGCGUGGACAGCUGGGGGCCUAUAGCAGUGCAGGCCCACACCCUUCUGUCCUCUUCCCACCAAUGGAUGUUAUUACUGUCCAAAAUGAGUUGCCUGGAAACCAUUGAAAGCUCCUCAACGCAUCUUUCUGAAAGCAACUGCGACUCCCUCCCCACGGCGGAACACAGCUGGAUUCAGGGCUGAAUCUACCAACUAUUACCCAGUCUAUCAUUCUGUCCUCCCUCGUUUCUGGUGUCAUUUUUAUUCCUUGGUUCAUCGGGUUCUUCUUCUCCCACCCCGUUACCCGUACCUUCCCACCGGGCGGACGGACUCUGGAAGUGGAGUAUGACCAGCUGCCAUUACCCCACGCCGCCCCCGGAGCGGGACCGGAUGUACCAACACAAGGUGUCCCUGGUGGUGCGCUACUUUAUGAUCCCCUGUAACAUAUGUCUCAUCCUGCUGGCCACCUCCACGCUGGGCUUCGCCGUGCUGCUCUUCCUCAACAACUACAAACCUGUUCACUUCACGCCGGCCCAGCCUCCUGACGGUUGCAGAGGUAUGCUGUGCGGCUUCGGGGCGGUGUGUGAGCGUGAAGCGGCUGACCCCUCUAAGGCGGAGUGCGUAUGCAAGAAGAUGGUUUGUCCGUCGGUUGUGGCGCCCGUGUGCGGCUCAGACUCCUCCACCUACUCCAACGAGUGCGAGCUGGAGAAGGCCCAGUGCAACACGCAGCGACGCAUCAAGGUGCUGCGCAAGGGACCCUGUGCCCUGAAGGAUCCAUGCAGCGAGGUGAUCUGCAGUUACGGCAGCACCUGCAUCCAGUCAUCGGACGGCCUGUCGGCCAAGUGCAUGUGCCCGCUGAGCUGCGAAGGCAAGCCCGAGCAGGUGAUGUGUGGCAGCGAUGGCCAGGACUACCACAACGAGUGUGAGCUCCACAAGCAGGCCUGCCAUACCAAGAAGAACAUCCGCCUUCAGCGCCAGGGAUCCUGCAACCCAUGUAAAGGCCUCGAGAACAACCUGAACGUUGCAUGCCGGGUGGAACCGCGCACCCACCAGCCCCUGAAUAUCCCCCGCCCGGAGUCCUGCCCAGCCGUCAAUGAGCCACUGUGUGCCAGCGACGGGCAGACGUACGAGAGCGAGUGCCAUAUGAAGCGGACGGGCAUGCAGAAGGGCAUUGACCUCAGGAAGAUCCACCCGGGCCGCUGCAAGAAACAAGAGGAGUGCAGGGAGGAGUGCAAGUUCAACAGCGUGUGCCAGGUGGAGCGUCUGGGCAUGCGCUGCUCCUGCGASCCCAUCCAGUGCGACGGCACCUACAAGCCGCUGUGCGGCAAGGACGGCCACACCUACAUCAACGACUGCGAGCGCCGGCGGGCUGAGUGCCAGGCCAAGGCCCAUAUUCCAGUCAAGCAGCAAGGCCCGUGUGAUCUACACACUCCCAGCCCAUGCCUGGGGAAGGCCUGCGAGUUCGGGGCCGCGUGCGUGGUGAAGAACAACGAGCCCGUGUGCGAGUGCCAUGGCGCCUGCCCCCAGAUGCCCGACCUGGUGUGCGGCAGUGACGGCCACAGCUACGGCAGCCAGUGUGAGAUGAAGGCCAUGGGCUGCGCCCUGCAGAAGGAGAUUCACAUCCAGCACCGAGGACCCUGCGACGAGGCGUGUGCCAACUGUUCAUUUGGGGCGAUCUGCGACGGGCAGUCGGGCCGCUGUGUGUGCCCGCAGGAGUGUGUGGAGUCCCACCAACCGGUGUGCGGCAGCGACGGCUCCACCUACGACAGCGAGUGUGAGCUCCACGUGCGUGCCUGUACCGAGCAGCUUGACCUGCGCGUGCUCGCCCAGGGAGAAUGCAAGACGUGCGGCAGCGCCGUGUGUGCCUGGGGGGCCCGCUGCGUCCAGAACAAGUGCGAGUGCCCGCAAUGCCAGGGCCAGGCCUUCUCGCCCGUGUGCGGCAGCGACGGCUUCACCUACGACAACACCUGCGAGCUGGGUGUGGCCUCCUGCGUCCUCAAAAAGAAGAUCGAGGCGGCCAAGCCUGGCAGCUGCGACGAAGAUUGUGGUUCAGGAGGAUCGGGGUCAGGUAUUGAGAGCUGCGAACAGGACAGGUGUCGUACGUUCGGAGGAUCGUGGGACGAGGACGCAGAGGACGACCGCUGUGUCUGUGACUUUGACUGCCAUCGCGUGCCUCGCAACCCGGUGUGUGGCUCAAAUGGGAAGACCUACAGCAACGAGUGUGAAAUGAAGAAGGCUAGGUGUGAAAAGCAGGAGCACCUGCUGAUCCAGAAUCAGGGACCCUGUAUAGCGAUUUCGGCCACCUCUCCGACAAAGCUGACAGCGCAAGAACACUGCAGUCUGUCAGUCUAUGGCUGUUGCCGUGACAACAAGACGGCGGCCCUUGGUGUGGGACUUGCCGGAUGCCCCAGUACAUGCCAGUGUAACCCGUAUGGCUCCUACAAGGGGACUUGUGACCCGGGCAGCGGCCAGUGCUCCUGUAAGCCCGGCGUCGGGGGACAGAAGUGCGACCGCUGCGAUCCAAGCUUCUGGAACUUCCGCGGCAUCGUCACAGAGAACUUGAGCGGCUGCACACCGUGUAACUGCGACGCGGUGGGCUCAGUGAGGGACGACUGCGAGCAAAUGUCAGGCCUGUGCUCCUGCAAGACGGGAGUGAAGGGCAUGAAGUGCAACGUGUGCCCCGACGGCAGCAAGAUGGGUAUGAGCGGCUGCGACACAGGUGCCGAUGCCCCAACUUCAUGUGAUGAGCUGGACUGCAAGUUUGGCGCGUUGUGUGACGAGGUCAACGGUCAAGCCCACUGCGAAUGUCCCUCUCCCGACUGUGACGAGAAGAACAAGACCAAGGUGUGUGGCUCUGAUGGGGUGACCUACGCUGACCAGUGCCAGCUGAGGACCAUUGCCUGUAGGCAGGACAAGCACAUCACAGUGGAACGCUUUGGCCAGUGUACAGAAAGCAUCAUAGAGCCGGCCGGCCGACCCACUCUUUACCCCCCCACCUCCCACGCCGCCGCCACCACCCCCUCCACCGCCCACGUCAGGCUCACGUCGCCGCACUACGGCGCAUCACUCUCUCCCUGGGACGAUGAUCAAACGGAGGGGCCCCCGGCCUCUUUCGUGGAAGCCUUGCCGCCCCCCAUGGCCACGGAGGCCGCACCACCACCAACCGCCCGUCACCACCCCCCGCCACCCACCUCACUCCACCACCCCCCGCCUGCCCAGCCACACCAGCCCUGGCUCCUCCCCGGAGACGACCAGGUGGCAGAAGAGGAGGAGAAUGAGGAGGAAGGUAGCGCCUUCGGCGUUCUGGAGGCGAGCGGAGAGGAGCCAGUUGACCCCACAGCCGCGGCCACCACCAUCCCCACGGCGGAAGAUCGCUCGUCGUGUGACAACACUCCCUUCGGCUGCUGUCCCGACGGCAAGACGGCCUCCAGCAGCUCUGAGGGAGCCAAUUGCCCCCGUACAUUGAGGUUCAGCGGCUUCCUGCACCUAGACCAGGUGGAGGGCCAGGAGGUGUUCUCACACCCCUGAGAUGGAGGAUCCAAGUCUGAGCUGUUUGGGGAGACGCCAGGAGCAUCGGAGAGUGCUCUGAAUGAGUUGUUCCGGAAGUCAGAGGUGCAGAAGGACUUCAUGAGUGUCCGCGUCCGCAGCCUGGCUCCCAGCAACUCCAUCUUGGCCUUCGUCGAGGCCCACUUUGACUCAGAGACCAGGUACACAGUGGAGGACAUCGAGGGAGCCCUGCUCAAGCAGCUGAAGGCAGCCAAGGAGACGGCCAUCAUGGUGAAGAAGCCAGAGGAGGAGAACAUUCGCUUCACCAACUACGGCCUCUCUUCCCUCCCCUACUUCACCACAACCACCACUACAACGGCCACAGCCACCACCCCCACCGCCAGCCCCUCCCCCUUCAUCACAAGCCGUCCCCCGGGCACCACCCGCCGCCCUUACACCAGCCGCCGGACCACCACCGCCCCCUCGCCAGUGACCACCCCGGCCCCCACUACUACCAUCACCCCCCUCCACAGGACCAGGCCUGUGCCCCACCACACCAAGGCCCAGCGGCCCUGCGACUCCCACCCCUGCCGCCACGGGGGCACCUGCGAGGACGACGGUGCCGACUUCACCUGCAUCUGCCCCGCCGGGAGAGGGGGCGCCGUCUGCGAGAAACUGAUCAAGUACUUCAUUCCGUCGUUCGGGGGUAAGUCCUACCUGGCCUUUGACACCAUGAAGGCUUACCACACGGUCCGCAUCGCCAUGGAAUUCAGGGCCGCCGAGAUGACGGGCAUCCUCCUCUUCAACGGCCAGGACGGCAAGAAGGACUUCCUGUCUCUCACCCUGGUCAACGGCAAGGUGGAGCUCAAGUUCAACACAGGUUCGGGCACAGGCACCUUGGUCAGCAAGGUCCAGGUUAAGCAGGGUCGCUGGCACCAGCUGGUAGUGACAAGGAACCGGCGCAACGCCAUGCUGAGCGUGGACAAUGAGACCCACAUCGACGGCGCCAGCCCCCCCGGCACCGACGGCCUCAACCUGGACACACACCUGUUCAUCGGAGGGGUGCCCGAAGACAUGAUGACAGAUGUGAAGGAGAGAACCUCCAUCGGUACGGGUCUGGUGGGCUGUGUGCGCAUGCUGGACGUCAACAACCUGGUGUACAACCUGCAGGAGAAGAGUGGCAACGUGCUGUACGGCACCGGCGUGGGCGAGUGCGGCAACAAUCCUUGCCAGCCUAACCCUUGCAAGAAUGGCGCUCCAUGCCAGGUCAAGGAGGCCGAGAUGUUCCACUGCAAGUGCAUCAACGGCUACUCCGGUCCGACGUGCGCCGACACCCACAACCCGUGCGAGCCCAACAGAUGCCACCCCUCGUCCCAGUGCCAGGUGCAGCCGGAGGGAGGGUACAAGUGCGAGUGUCCCAUGGGUCGCGAGGGACGCCACUGCGAAAAAGUGUCGGAGAAGAAAGGGGCCUACAUGCCGUUCUUUAGUGGAGACUCUUACCUGGAGCUGAAGGGAUUGCACACCUACGGUCACGAUCUCCACCAAAAGGUCAGCAUGACAGUGGUGCUCAUGGCCAAUGACUCCAACGGCAUGAUCUUCUACAGCGGCCAGAAGACGGACGGCAAAGGUGACUUCAUCUCCCUCUCCCUCAACGACGGCAUCCUGGAGUUCCGCUAUGACCUGGGCAAGGGCCCCGCUGUCAUCAGGAGUAAAGAUAAGAUCAAGAUGGGCGUGUGGAACACAGUGAACCUGGAGCGGGCCAAUCGAAAGGGAGAGAUUAACAUCAACGGAAAGGACCCAGUCAGAGGAGAGUCGCCGAACCAACACACCGCUCUCAACUUGAAGGAGUCUCUGUUCGUGGGUGGUGCUCCUGAUUUCAGCCGGCUAGCAAGGGCAGCCUCGCUCAAAGAUGGCUUCAAGGGGACCAUUCAGAAGAUCACCCUGAUGGGCACGCCUAUCCUCCGGCAAGAGAACGCGCUGCACUCCAGUGACGUGGCCAUGUUCGAGGGCCACACCUGCAGCCGUGAGCCCUGCCACAACGGGGGUCGCUGCAACCCCCUGCUGGAGAGCUAUGAGUGUGUGUGCCUCCUCGGCUUCACAGGCACACACUGUCAGAACACCAUCUUCGAGAAGUCCGCCGGGGAAACGGAGUCCAUCGCCUUUGACGGCCGGACAUUCAUUGAGUACCACAACGCCGUCACCAAGAGUGAGAAAGCCCUGCUGGUGAACAAGUUUGAACUGAGCAUUAAGACCGAGGCCACUCAGGGCCUGGUACUGUGGAGUGGUAAGGGCGUGGAGCGAUCUGACUACAUCGCCCUGGCAGUGGUGGACGGCCGUGUGCAGAUGACCUACGACCUGGGCUCCAAGCCUGUGGUGCUGCGCUCGACGGUCCGCGUCAACACCAACCGCUGGAUCCGCAUCAAGGCCAGCAGAGCACUUAGGGACGGCUCUCUCCUGGGCAACGAGGCGGCGGUCACGGGGUCGUCGCCCCUGGCAGCCACUCAGCUGGACACAGACGAGCCCUCUGGUUGGUAGGUGCACUAAUGAGCUUGCGUCUUGGGUGGCUUGGAGGAGUUGGCUGUGGCCCGGAGACUGCCUAAGGCCUACAGCACAGGCUUUGUGGGCUGUGUAAAGGAUGUUGCGGUGGACGGCGUGGAGCUCCACCUGGUGGAGGACGCCCUGAACAGCCCCAAAAUAUUACACUGUUCCGCCUCUGGCACGGCAGCCACGGCCAAAAAAUAGCCUGGCUAAAAUCACUCCCUCCAUAAACGCCAUGUCUACUGCUGUAAUUAUUUUAUAUUUUUGUAUACUUUUCAUUGCUUUUUAUAUUGAAAAUAAAAAGAAUACGUUGUUUUAAUUUUUUUUUUUUUUUAUAUAUAUUUUUUUGUUUUCUGCGCCUCCUGUUCAUUCAUUAUCCUCGCCCUGAAACGCAGGUGUACAAACCGUACAUAUACGCGUACUUUUGUGUGACGUCGCGAGACAAGUGUAAGCUGUAUUCAUUGUGUUGUUUUGUUGUUUUAAAACAAACAUGAACAAAACCUCUCCCUCGCUCAUUACUUGAACACUGGUGAAUCACAUUGGUGCUCUCUAUUAUUUCCUUGUCUUGAUGCCAUAUCAUUCACUACCACACAACAUAGCCUAUAGAAAUACAUACAUACAAACAUUCCCCUGUGAGAUACAUACUGCUGUUUCCUUGGUCAUGGUCAUUAGAGCACACUGUUAUAAAACGUUUUUAAAACAUUUUGCAACGGAAAAUGAAAACGGGCAUGUUUUAUUGGGCGUAUCUGUUUCCUUCCGUUUGGUGCCUAAUGAACAGGACAAUGGUAUCCUAGAACCCUCUGCUUGCUACCAGUAGGGCUGCUCAGAAUGAACUUCUGAAACCGCUUAAUCAAACUCAUCAAACAGCGCAAAUGCUCUACAUUGCCUCUCAAUCAACGACUUGAGUUUUGAAAUACUUCACUAUUCGCAAACCCCCAGAGCUGAACAAAGACAAAGUGCCCUGCAUUCAAGAACAACACACAUAUCAUCAUUCCACAACAUGCAUCAAUCAAGAAAUGUAAUAAUAAUUGAAUUAAAUAAAUGUAAUAAAUAUAGACUAUAUAAAUACCUGAGACUGUGAAUAUGUAAGAUUGGUUCUCUUCUCAAGAAUUGUGAAUCUCAUGUAUUGUGCUUUCUAUUUUACAAUCAGGAUGACCAUUAGUUGCAUGCAGUUUCUGCAGUGUUGGUUUUGUUUUGUUUUGGUUUCACUGUGUUGCCGGCCAAGUUACCUGUCGCGAACACACGUUGUGUUUUACAAAACGGUUCAACUAUCUGAUUUCACUGAGCUAGGAUAACUAUUUAAUUUUGGUGGGGUCCUUUUUUGAGCACUUGUUUUUCUAUUGGAGUUUGUUUUGCUGGACUUGGAAUGGCUCAAAAGGACAGGUUGUUGUUGUUACCGCAACUUGCCUGGUGGGAGUGCUGUAAGCUCAGGCUGAAGAGAGGACCGACCAAGAGGAAGAGGAGAGAUACUGUAUCAUACCAUAGGAGGCAAUAGGACCCUCAAAUGCUCAGUCAUGGAAUGUUCAGUAGUCAAUGAAAUUCUUCAGUCUUUCAAACUUCAAAGUCCAUUUUUUUAUCAAAUUGGAACGAAGACUGGGUUAUACUUUCUCUUGCAUUACGAGUGAUCCAUCUCUUGCUGUUGGAAAAGUGAUAAUGUGAUGAGUUGGGACAUUUGGCAGCAAAAUGAGGGAAAAAAUAGCAAACAUAAUCACAAUGACUAAUAAACGUACUUAUGCAUGGGUUUGUAUUGUCGAGAUGAAUUCUGUAACAUCCAAAAACUCAUAAUGCAAUGCAAAAACUAAACUGCAAUGACUGACAUAAACCCACUCUGGUUUGAUAUAUAAGAUACUUGGCAAUAUUAUAAGAGAAAACAAAUGCUUGUUCAAGGUUGAGUAUCAGUGGUAUUGUACUAGUUUGUUUAAGUUCUUCAUUAUUUUCCCCUCGCGAUACAAAAACGGCCAUUUUGUACAGCCCUGAAAUUUGUAAGUGAAAAUUUUGCAAUGUGUAAAACUGUAGAGGUUAUGUUUUUAGUGCUAUACACUGGAAAUAAGUCUGACUUGUCUGUUCACGACACACAAUAAUGAUGUUCCUAUGUCAAUGAGGAGGGGAAGAGCAUCGGAGUAUAUGGCUUUUGAGUGUAAUCAAGGACUAGUGUCCAAUCCAAGACCAGGAACCCUGGGUGUGGGUGUGUGUGUGUACACCACUGUAUUUACAUGUUGUAUUACUGUUGAAUUUGACCUAUUCCAGUAGUACAUGAACAGUGGGUUCCUGUGUUAGUGGCACUCAGAAGACAAGUGGCGCAGGCUCAAGAGUGAGACGACACGAUCUAAUGUCGGGGGGGUCAAAACUGUCUAUGAAUUGCCUUAAAACAGGUCAGCGGCCUACAGGUUGACAAAGUCAUUAUCCAUACUGUUCUGUGCUCUUACUUUGGCCAGCAUACUAGCCUCAUCAUCUUCAUGUAAAUUAAUACAUAAUAAUUAUAUUAAUAAUUCUCAUACAAAUCCUCAGAGGGACGCACAAAUGGUCGACCUCUGGCUUUACAUAAAAUAUACUAUUUACUGUUUGAAUCUAUUUUCUGUUCCUUAUUUAUGUCUUCAUGUGGAUUCCGUUUGGCCUCUGUAAACUACUGUUUGAUUGAGACACUCCUGAAGGGCAGUGCACCGAGUAAGAGUGGCAUGACCUGAUCAUUACUAACUUUAUUACCUUUGUCUUGUGUUCCUACCACCAUGAAAUAAAGUGUCAAACAAACAGACCUGACUCUG
Salvelinus sp. IW2-2015 is the source of this 10564-nucleotide messenger RNA. The record is from RefSeq and is a predicted model, not a curated record. Lineage: Eukaryota; Metazoa; Chordata; Actinopteri; Salmoniformes; Salmonidae.